This is a messenger RNA of Abrus precatorius (Indian licorice), 3800 nucleotides long. RefSeq lists its product as uncharacterized. The record is from RefSeq and is a predicted model, not a curated record. The transcript has 2 exons. The coding region runs from base 216 to 1112 and encodes 298 amino acids. Lineage: Eukaryota; Viridiplantae; Streptophyta; Magnoliopsida; Fabales; Fabaceae.
CAUAGAGGCAACAGGGGGAAGAACAAAGACUACAGAAGCAAUCUCUCUUUCUCGGAUCUCUAAGCAUAUAUUACAUAGAAAAUUCAAAAAACAAAAAAAAGGGAUCAAGAAAUUGACCCUUCUUGUUCUACUAUCCUCCAUUCUUCCAUUACAUACUGCUUUCUAUCACAUCUUUUACCAUAAUUUUUUUUUAUUUUAGACAUUGUGGAUAUAGCAUGGAUCACGCUCGAGCAUUUUCAUCUCCGCAAUUUCUUACUUCUUCAACAAGUAACAAUGGACAUCCAGAGGAAGAAUGUGGCUUGGAAGGCCUUGCCACGAAUGUUAAGCUAUUGCUGAAACUACUUCAAGAUCAUAAUGGGUCUAGCACAAAUGAAAAUGAAGAGCGCAAAGUUCAUAGGGUGAAUGGAAUGAUGUUUAUCUUAGAUGAGGUUAGGUCAAGGAUUCAAAAAAUUCAAUCUUCCACCAAGAGAAGAGCUGAACUUAGGCGGUGUAACACUGACCUUAGGCGUACCAUUCCAACCUCAAAGGACAAAAGGGUUGCUGAUGUGCCUACAGAUGAGAAAGAGAAGCUGAAGAGGGAGCUUAAUGCAAGCUUGGUAGCACGACAAAGCCUUCAAGCAAUGUGUUCAAGUUUGGGAAAAGAAAAGCAAAUUAUGGCUUCUGAACUUGCUAGAAAGGCACAAGAGUUGACCGAACUGGAGGAUUUCAUUGGUGAUCUAAAAGCACAGAAUGAUAUGUUGAUGGAGAAGUUGCAUGCAUGCAGCUCAGAACAGAAGGAGAAGAAGAGUAAUGGAAUGGAAAUUGAAAGCAACAUAGCUCUACAAGAGCGUAACAAGGCACUUGCGGAGCAACUCCUAAAAUCAAUUGACGGUUAUCGGUCUCUGAAGAGAAAACUCAGAGACAUUCUAGAGGAAAAUAAGGAAAUUCAUGAUAUGAUGGAACAAAUGGAGGUGGAAGUUCAAACAGGCAUUGACAGGAUACGUAGCUUCAAGAAAGGAAUGAUAACAAAUAAUGUAGGAACACGUAGCAUCAAUGAGGAAAUUUCAGCUUUAGAGCAUAUGCUUCAUUCUCUUCACGUCAAAAUCUCAAACCAUAAACAGAAGAAAACUUAAUACGAUAAGCCAAAAGCUCAAUCUGUGAUUGGUAUAGGCAAAGACGAGAAGCAUGAUUUGCAGGGGAAGAAAAUGGAAACUAUAUGCAUCCAUCCAUUUACAACAUGCUCUUGCUCACUUCUUGCCUACCUCAUCUAUUUUCAUGUCUAGAAAGCAUGCUCUUAGACCAUGAGCAGAAAGGGAGCCGUUGACCAGAAGUUGCUCGUAAAUCUGUGUAAUAUGAGUGAGGAAGAAGGGGUCAAACAGGAGAAUGGCCAUAUUACACAUGUUUUUGCACUUUGAUUCAGAUGUCCACUGACUUCAAGAAAGAGUUGUAUAAACUAGGUUCCUGCCCUCACUGUAUGCAUGUCUUAAAUUCAAUUUUCCUUCAGUUCAAUCUGAUCUAUGUCAUAUAGAGUUUAUAAGUACAUACAUUAUUCACACUUAAACCAGUAAAAGAACACAAGUCCAGUAAGGAGCAAUUUACGCAAACUGGUACAGAAAAAUCAAGAAAAGAUUAAAAAUUAGUUGGUUGCACAUAAUCACUUUAAAGAAAUCAUGCUACUCCAUCUAUACCUGCAAGUCCUAACAGCUUGUUUUCAGUCCCAAACUAGCUCAAAUAGAGCCUGCUUACUGUAGAUCUUAGCAAAGUUGGCUUUUAGAAACAUAUUGGUCGUCCUUCAGACCAUGACAAUCUAUUCUUGAUAUUUAAUGUACGGAUCAUGGUGUUCAGUUUAGGGUUGGAGCAUCAUAUAUUACAAUCCUCGCAUAAAUGAAUCAUUUUAAUGUUGUACAGUAUUACACAUGCAAUCUAGCUAAUCCAUUUCGAUGUUGAACCUGAUGAUCCACACAUACCACCUUCCAUAUUAAAUGCUUCCAUUAAAACUAACGUUAUUAAUCUUGUAUCACUACUCUCGACACUGUUUUAUAAAACACUAUUUUUUAAAAAAUAACGACUGUAAGUAGAAAGAUACAACUAUAAAAGUAAUAACAAUAAGUGCAAUAUGACCAAGUUCAAUAAAUUUACUAAUCUACUUUUUUAUUUUUAAAGAUUUCCCAAAUCAACUAAAAAUAUAGCAAUAAUACUUUUCAAAAGACAUUAGCAAUCUUCCCCUCUUAAGCUAACUUUUAAGUAAAUUAAGUUCAAUUUUAUAAUAAUUUUGAAAGUGAAUUCCAUUUUCCCAACAAAAGGCACGUUACAGCUACACCUUUCUAAAGUUGGGAAUAAUAGACCAUGACCCAUGACACCAACUCUUGAACGCAACUGUACAUUCUCAGUUAUUUGCCUAUAAAAGAGGACAUAAUUGCAGAGACGUGUAUCCAAUAAACUAUAUGAUGUUAAUUUUCCUGUUAAAAAAAACACAUUAAGAUUUUACCAAAUGAUAUAUCAUGGUUUCAAAGGCAAAAAUCCCACUCCAGUGGAGAUAUACAUGAAACAUGGUACAGAGUAUCAUGAUUCCUAAAUAUUUUGUUCAAUAAUAUUGCCAAUGUUAAUUUUAACAUGACUUGAUAGUUAAUGAUGAAAAGGGAAAACACCAGUUUGAGAUCAUAUAGAUGUAAAAGACAAUAUUUACAUUUUAUUGAGCAAGGCUUUGCAGCUUGCAGGCUGCAACUGAAUCCAGAAUCCAUAUAUUACUCGCUACCUUUGAACCUGUAGAGCUUGCCAGAACAUCCGCAUCAUGUCGCCUUUGGCCGAAAAUCGUAUCCCUUCUUGAAGGAAUGCAUUUAUCAGGAAGCUCUAGGCUGUAAAUAAUAAGGGUUUGGUAUGGAUGCGUAUCAGAUGCUAUUGAUUCUUGGUCAGCAGACACUGGUUUUCUAUGGAGAAUUGUCCCUCCAGCAGCCACCACAAGGUCUUGCAGAUAACCCUUGUACGAAGGUAUAAAAUCUCCCAUAAAAUAGAACUUGUAGCCAUCAAAAAGCUUUGGUUUCUGCAUAAGAAAUUUUGUCAACACAAACCACUAGUUUCGCAAACAACCAAGUAUUAGUGAAAUAGACGGCAGUUACUCUAGCUCAACUCAAUUGAAAUGCAAUAAACCAUCCAAUGCAUGUUUCAUCAUUAUUAAAUAAUUUUAUCAACUUUAAGACACGUGUGGGUGUGAAAGGAAUUCAAGGAAAAAGAUGGGAAGGUAGAAAAUGUACGAGUAAAUUGACAAACACAUUGUGCCUCCAAAUUACACUGUCAUUUCCUCUAUUGCCAAGCACAACCAUUUUGUAUGUUUGCAUCUGAUUUCUCGGUUUUACCAGUAAGUAACCAUGACUACUUGAAGGCAUACAUUGAUUGGUUGCUCAUUUGAGGUUUUCUUUCUGCUUUGCAGAUAUUUUAGGUGUCUCGUACUUUUUGAGAAUGAUUUUUUUAGGUUACUUGUACUUAGCUGGAGCGGUUACACAAGACGAAAACUUGGAUAAAAUCUAUAAAUUCAAGUCAGUCACUGAACCCAACGACAAUAAAUUUUCUGGCAGCAUAACAUCCAGAAGGCACAUUACUAUUGCAUUUUCUUUCACCGUCAAACCACUCUCUUAUAGUCACGAUGAUGAUGAUGAUGAUAACAUGACUAAAAUGAAGAACCGAACCUUGUUCAAUACUCUCAAUCGUCCAAGCCGAGGACCAUCCCUGAUUCCAUGGAUGUCAACGUUAAUUUCAUAACCCUCCUCAUCAACAGGAUUCAUUCCCUUCAUGCAAGCUCUGACCCCUGCUUAGCCAAAAACCAU